AUGGAGGAAAAUCCAGAGCUCAACGCCUUCAGACGGCAGUGGCGCGAAGAAGUAACUCGACGACACCAGACAACUGCUGCCCCGCAACAACCACAGUCCACUCCCAGCCAGAAUAUUCCACCAAGUGCUACCUCGCAUCUGGAUCAUCUUCCGCCUACCAAACACGAGGCCGCUGAUCGGAAAGAUGAUGUCGAAGAAGAGGAUUUGGGUCGGGACUAUGGCGAAUUUGUGCAGCGCACAGAGGCCUUGACUUUGCGGUCAGCUGAUGAUGAUGGCUUUCAGCGUGUGGCGCAGAAGGAACCCCGAUCGGCGUUGGAACAUUUUGAGAAGGCUGUAGAGAAGGAAGCGGAGGGUAACUUAGGCGAUAGUUUAGCCCACUAUCGUAAGGCUUAUAGACUGGAUGCGGCAAUCGAUCAGAAAUAUCGCAAGAAGCAUUUCCCUGCGAAGCAGGCACCCGCUCAGCCCGCCGCAACUAGCACAUCUGAGCCAUCCAGGCCUACAAAAGAGAAGGCGGAGGAUGUUGAGACUUUACCUACUCCGGAGUUGAUUCUUUCCUUCGCAAACCUGCCAAUCCCCCAAGCCCAACCUUUCAUCGAGGGCGACCCAGCUCCGCCAUGCCCCAUUGCGAAUGUUCCAAACGAGAUUCUAAUAGAGAUUCUCGAACAUGUCGCUUACAUGGAUCCGGCAUCAUUUGGGCGUAUGUCUUUAGUGUGCAAACGUUUUGCUUAUCACUUCGCUCAUGAGCAACAUAUUUGGAAAAGACUCUGUCAAGGACGUGAAUUUGGAUUCGGAAGCAUGCACUACUCAUUUAAUUGCGACGUACUCGGUGACAUUUACCACUCUUUCACUCCCCGCUACACACCAUUUCCAAUAGGAACCGCAGUGUCAAUUCCUGAAUCUCUUUCCUCAUGGAGUCAAGUGUUUCAAACAUUUCCCCGGAUCAGAUUCACCGGGAUAUAUAUCAGCACUGUCAACUAUACACGACCUGGAGGAGCAUCCUCUUACGCCAAUGCGGCUUGGACCGACCCAAUUCAUAUCGUGACAUACUACCGGUACCUGCGCUUUUACCCGGACGGGACGGUCAUUUCUCUUCUCACUACGACCGAGCCUGUCGAUGUUGUUCCUCACAUCAGCAAGGAAAAUGUUGCUACCUCUAUUUUGAUUCGCCAUCCUAAUAAGAAGAGGACGGAUACAGGAUUGCACGAACCAUCGACCAGUGGCGCCCCAGUGCCAACCGUUGCCAUCCAAGCUCUGAAAUAUGCUCUACGAGGUCGCUGGCACCUCACACGACCAACAAGUGAGGAACCACACAACUCCGAAAUAGGAGAUCGUCUUCAUUCACCGCUUUCCACAAAAAACGAAGGCAUGGGCACUGACCCCCGAGAUCUCAUUAUUGAAACCGAAGGUGUAGAUCCCAAAUACACAUAUGUUCUGCACUUGGGGCUGCGGUCAUCUAACCCAGCCCGCGCUGUAGGCGCUACCAAGACCCCGCUGAACGUUUCGAAGAAUACGAAACUAGUCUGGAAGGGCUUUUGGAGUUAUAACAAGCUCACUGAUGACUGGGGUGAGUUUGGACUGCGAAAUGAUCGCUCGUUUACAUUUAGACGUGUUCGUGGUUGGGGGCUUUAG
This is a messenger RNA of Talaromyces marneffei, 1629 nucleotides long. RefSeq lists its product as uncharacterized. Gene Ontology annotation, molecular function: protein binding. The record is from RefSeq and is a predicted model, not a curated record. Gene Ontology annotation, biological process: SCF-dependent proteasomal ubiquitin-dependent protein catabolic process. The transcript has 2 exons. The coding region runs from base 1 to 1629 and encodes 542 amino acids. NCBI's taxonomy places the organism in Eukaryota, Fungi, Ascomycota, Eurotiomycetes, Eurotiales, Trichocomaceae. Gene Ontology annotation, cellular component: SCF ubiquitin ligase complex.